Molecule: messenger RNA, 1653 nt
Organism: Oryza sativa Japonica Group (Japanese rice)
Lineage: Eukaryota; Viridiplantae; Streptophyta; Magnoliopsida; Poales; Poaceae
Product: zinc finger protein ZAT1
Biological process (GO): regulation of DNA-templated transcription
Source: RefSeq, a predicted model, not a curated record
UGAUAUGUUUUUUAGCCUGGAGCUCCACAAGCACCCAGAAAUUGGAAACUGUCAAACCAAGAGACGAGGAGGAGCAAAAAAAAAUCUGUAAAAAGGAAAGGAAAAAAAAAGAAGAGAAGAAAUAAAUAGGAGAGAGAGAAGCUUGGCCAUUCCAUCCACUGCGUGCGUUUGUAACUUCCUCCGCAGCUAUCUCCCUUGCUCUCGCCAUCUCGCCAUUCUAGCUCCCGCAAAGCUCUCCCCCCCCGAGGCGAGCUCUCUCUGCUCCCGAGCGAGAGCUCUCGCCAUGGCGAAGAACGCAUGCAAGCUCUGCUACCGCCGCUUCGCUAGCCCACGCGCCCUCGCGGGGCACAUGCGGUCUCACUCUGUGGCGGCCGCCAACGCAGCCGCGGCUGCGGCGGCGGCCGCAGCCGCGAAGCUGCAGAUCUCAUCGGCGUCGUCCGCGUCGACGUCGUUCACCGCGGCCGAUGAGGAGGAGGAGGAGGAGGAGGAAGAGGAGGACGUGGGAUUCAAGAAGCCCCUUUCCAUCUACGCGCUCCGGGAGAAUCCCAAGCGCAGCCUCCGCGUCUCCGAGUACGCGUUCUCCGACCGCGAGAGCGAGGCCGAGUCCACCCCGACGCCCGCAGCCAAGGGCUUACGCGCCGGCGGCGGCGGCGGCGGCGGCGAUGGCGAGCCCAUGAGCUCGUUGUCGUACGCGGGAACGCCGGAGGAGGAGGUGGCGCUGGCCCUCAUGAUGCUCUCCCGCGACACCUGGCCGUCCGUCGAGCGCGGUGGCGGCGGGGGCGAGUACUCGGACGACGGGAGCGACGACGGCUACGCGCUCCCUCCGCCGUCUCCCGCUCCGGCGCCGGCGCCGGUGCCGGAGAAGCGGACGCGGUUCCAGUGCCCCGCGUGCAAGAAGGUGUUCCGGUCCUACCAGGCGCUCGGCGGCCACCGCGCCAGCCACGUCCGCGGCGGCAGGGGCGGCUGCUGCGCGCCUCCCGUCGCUCCUCCCCCUCAGCCGCAUCCGCAGCCGCCAUUGCCGGAGCACGACGCGGGCGAGGAAGACAUGGACGGGAAGGCGCCGCCGCACGAGUGCCCCUACUGCUACCGCGUGUUCGCCUCCGGGCAAGCUCUGGGCGGCCACAAGAAGUCUCACGUCUGCUCCGCCGCCGCCGCCGCGGCCCAUGCACAGACACCCGGCGGCGGCGCUCCUCCGCCCCAGCCCAAAAUUCUCGGCAUGAUCGAUCUCAACUUCGCGCCGCCCGUGGAUGAGGUGGAGCUCUCCGCCGUGUCAGAUCCCCACUUCCCCUCCAAUCCACCAGGUCCUUGAAGCAAGAAAACCAGACUUGGCAAUGGCGGAGAUGAUGAUCUGAGGUGAGGCAUAAAUCGAAGAAACAGAAAGAAUAACAAAAAGAGGGAAAAAAAAAAGAGAAGAGAAGGAUAAACACAAGAACAUAUUUUUUAGCCCCUUAGUUAAUCUUCUGGUCGUACCUUUUAGUAUUCCAUUCCAUUGAUUUGUGUUCAGAAUGUUUAAUUAAUAUGUUACUACCAUGCUGUUGCUUUGUUUUUUUUUUGCCUGUUUAAGCUAUGGAAUCGAUGUAGAUUUGAGCAACUGACAGUGCAACAAGAACUAGCCCCUGUUCUUGAUCUGUUGAUCCCAAUUCUUAUGCUGAA